Molecule: messenger RNA, 4492 nt
Organism: Leptinotarsa decemlineata (Colorado potato beetle)
Lineage: Eukaryota; Metazoa; Arthropoda; Insecta; Coleoptera; Chrysomelidae
Gene: sl
Product: small wing phospholipase C gamma 1
Biological process (GO): positive regulation of epithelial cell migration; phosphatidylinositol-mediated signaling; phosphatidylinositol metabolic process
Cellular component (GO): ruffle membrane
Molecular function (GO): calcium ion binding; phosphatidylinositol-4,5-bisphosphate phospholipase C activity; protein binding
Source: RefSeq, a predicted model, not a curated record
AGUGACAGGAAAGGUUUUGGUUUAUAUUUUAUUGUAGAAUAAUCUGUUAAGAUUUUAGUUGAUAUCUUUAUGUUGCGAUGAGCAAAUUUCAUUUUAGAACAAACAUAUCAAGAACCAAUACUGUGGUUUGGUUCCAAUCAUUUUUUUUCUAAGACCUGUUUUGAUUUUAAUUGAAGUGUAAUUUGAGAAUUGUUCAAACUACAUACUGAAACCUCCUGAAGUUCCUUUUACUUUGACAGUAGUAUUCUCUAUUAGGGAAGCAAAUAUGACUGCCUAAAUUAAUAAAAUUUAUUAUCGAUCAGAAGACAUGUUGAAAUUAUUCAAUGGUGGUUUGUCACCUGGUUCUGGUUACAUACCAGAAAAAGAACAAAUAAUAAGUCAGUUAGAAAGAGGAACUCUAAUAAUAAAAUUUUCAUGGAGAAAAAGACCUGAUUUGAAAUCCCUUUCAAUUAAGCUUGCGAUAAAACGAGAAACUAAACAGUUGAUUUGGACAAGACUGACUCCUGCUGCAAAAUUAGGCAAUGAAGGUGAGGUGGAUUUAUGUAAAGUUAAAGAAAUUAGACAGGGACCCUGGUCUAAAGACUUCGAGAAAUGGCCUGAUGAGUCAAAACAAGUUGAAGACAAAUGUUUUGCUGUAUUUUAUGGAGAUGAAUUCAAUCUCAGAGUGUUGAGUGUUGCAGCUUCUUCCAAAGAAGAAUGUGAGCGACUUCUUAGAGGAUUGAGAUAUUUGGUUGAAGAAUCAAUAAAGGCACCAUAUCCCCUACAAGUACAAGUAUAUCUGAGAAGAGAAUUUUAUAUAAUGGCCAGUGGUAAGGAAACAGUGAAUUUAAAAGAUUUAAAGUCCUUAUUUCCCCGGAAAAUGGGAAACACAAAACUCAGGGAAAUUUUCAAUGAAGUGGACACAAGAAAGAGAGGAGAAAUUGGCUUUGACGACUUUGCUACUUUACACCAAAAAGCAUUACUUGAAAAAGGGGCCGCAACCGAUUUGUUCGAUAAACUACAACAGUAUUCUGCUAAUAUGAAAACGGUGACUCUACAAGAAGUUGAAAGCUUCCUCAGGAAUGAACAGGAAGAUCAGUUGGGUAACGAUGACAGAGCUGUGUCACGAUUCAUCUGCGAUUUUUUGAAAGAUCCUCAGCGAGAAAUCCAGGAACCUUAUUUUACUAUUCCAGAGUUUUUAGAUUUUUUAUUUUCCAAAGAGAACGAUCUGUGGGAUCCCACUAAAAAUUCAGUUUAUCAAGAUAUGUCUAGGCCAUUGUCUCAUUAUUGGAUCUCCUCGUCACACAACACGUAUUCAACAGGCGAUCAGGUCAAAAGCGAGUCCUCCGUAGAAGCCUACGUAAGGUGUUUGAGGAUGGGAUGUCGAUGUAUUGAGCUUGACUGUUGGGAUGGACCAGAUGGUUAUCCUUUUAUAUAUCACGGACACACUCUAACAUCAAGGAUCAAGUUCAUGGAUGUUAUCACCACCAUCAAAAAACAUGCUUUCGUGACCUCAGAUUAUCCUGUCAUACUGUCUAUUGAAGACAAGUGCACCCUUCCACAACAGAAGAAAAUGGCUGCUGCGAUGCAGGAGGUAUUUGGCGACUUACUGUUGACUCACCCAGUUGAAAAAGGUGAAACGAAGCUUCCAUCUCCUUAUUCCUUGAGAAGAAAAAUAAUUCUGAAACACAAAAAACUUCCAGAAGGACAGGAGGAGAGUUCCUUCUCUUUUCAAAACGAUUCCAGCGAAAUAGAUCUCAGGAAUCCAGUUAAAAGCGGUUUCAUGUACCUCGAAGACGCGGAUGACAAGGAGUGGAACCCGCAUUUCUUCGUCUUGACGCAAAAUAAAUUAUUUUACACCGAUAGUUGUAAACAAAGUCAGGAAUCCGAGCGAUCGGAAGAUGAAGAAGAUGCUGGUAGUUUCCAUAAGCUGUCGUCUAAUGUUCCUAACGAAGAGUUGCAUUUUAGUGAGAAAUGGUUUCACGGCCGGCUGCCAGGUGGUCGUGUAGAAGCGGAACAACUGUUGAACGCUUAUUCGUAUCUAGGUGAUGGAACCUUCCUGGUAAGAACGGGUGGUACUUUCAUAGGAGAAUUCUGUUUAUCUUUUUGGAGAAAUGGUCAAGUGAAUCACUGUAGGAUACGAACGAAGCAAGAAAAGCAACAAUUAAAGUAUUAUCUAAUCGAUGCCAAAUACUUCGAUAGCUUGUAUAGCCUAAUCACUCAUUACCGUACUUCUCCUUUAGUAACCGCUGAAUUUUCAAUAACUCUACAAGAACCUGUGCCACAACCUAACCUACACGAAAACGAAGAAUGGUAUCACAAAAAUACUGGGAAAAAUCAAGCUGAGGAAAUAUUGUGGCAUGUCAAGUCUGAAGGCGCAUUUUUGGUCAGGCCUAGUGAGAAUGACGCUAAUUGCUAUACAAUAAGUUUUAGGGCUGAUAAAAAAAUCAAACAUUGUCGGAUUAAACUGGAUGGACGAUUAUAUACUAUCGGAAAUGCUGAGUUUGAAAGUUUAGUGUCAUUGAUAAAUUAUUAUCAAACACACCCUCUUUACCGAAAAGUGAAGCUUUCUCGUCCGAUUAGUGAAGAAAUGGUUCGAAAUCUAUCAGCGGAACAAAAUGAUUCAUCAUAUCCGACACCAUCAUACAUGGAACCUAGUGCUAUCAACUCCAGUGGGACCGUCAUAGCCAUCUACGAUUAUAGGUCAGAUCGGGAAGACGAACUGUCAUUUUGUAAGCACGCCAUCAUAACGAAUGUCAACAAGAACACUGACAGUAAAGGUUGGUGGAAAGGAGACUAUGGUGGUCUUCGGCAACACUACUUUCCGCAAAAUUAUGUGAGAGAAAUCAGCAAGAGUGAAACUCAAGAAAUUGGCGAAUCUGGAUGUCUAGAAAUGACUGGAGUUGUUGCUGAUUAUAAACGGAAUACAGGUCAAGGAAUGGACUGGAUCGUCAGGAUAGUUCCUGCUACAGCUUACACUGCCUUUGAAUGCGGAGUACAAACUGAAGAAUUGGCGAAAGAAUGGUGUUUGGCCAUUCACCAAGUUACUCAGAUGGCUUCACGCAGGGAAGACAAGAAUAGGAGUUUGGAAAGAGAUCAUAAAAUAGCCAAGGAAAUAUCGAACCUCAUUAUAUACUGCCAGUCCAAACAAUUCGAUCUGGAAAAAGCCAGGCAGCAGGAGUUCGUCUUCUACGAAAUGUCAUCUUUCCCGGAAAAGCGAGCCGACAAACUAAUCUGUCAGCAAGAGAGGAAACUCUUCUUGAAGUAUCAUCAAGUUCAAUUUUCCAGGGUUUAUCCUAAUUUCACGUGGAACUCAUUGAACUUCAAUCCUAUAAAUCUGUGGAACUGCGGAUCGCAAAUGCUAGCACUGAACUUUCAAACCGGAGGCAGAUCAAUGCAAUUAAAUCAGGCCAAAUUUCGGGAUAAUGGCAAUUGCGGGUACUUGUUGAAGCCCGAAUUCAUGAAUAGAGACGAUUUCGAUCCGUUCGAUGAAAAGACGCUCGUUGGAGUCGAACCCCUGACUAUAUCUAUAAGGAUAAUAGCAGGAAGGCACUUGUGCAGAUCGAAAAAAGGGAGUGCUAACCCUUUUGUCGAAGUGGAGGUGAUCGGAGCUCCUUACGAUUCUGGAGUGAAGAUGGAAACUGAGAAAAUUAAUGAUAACGGCUUCAACCCCAGAUGGAAAGGAGCAAUAUGUGAAUUUGUUGUUACCAAUCCGGAUUUCGCAAUGUUGAGCUUCGUCGUCAAAGAUGAAGACGCUUUCAGCGAAGCCAACUUCAUUGGUCAAGCUACAUAUCCGGUUACUUGUCUUCGAACGGGCUACAGGAGCGUCUGGUUGAAAAACAUUCACAGCGAGGAUCUCGAACUGGCUUCACUAUUGAUACAUUUGAGCAUCAGAAAAAAAUCCAGUAGCUAGUAGAUUUCAAAAGGAAGUCUAGGGCUUCAUUAGUAAAGGAAUUGAUUGUUUAUCGUGUCAUAUCAUAUCAAGAGAAAUGCCUUGUCAAUGUUUGUAGGUCGAUAAGUGAACAGCGUACGCUUGGAGUUGAUAGAUGAAUCUCUAUAAGACUCAUAAGGUGUAUCAACGAUGUGAAUGAGAAAUAAAAGAAAGGUCGGGCAGAGCUUCAUGAAUGACAUGUUUUAUUGGUGUUAGGAAAUGUGUAAUUUUUCAUUGUCUGUUCGCCGAACAGAUGGAGAGAUAGAUCACUUGCACUUUGCGUGUCUACAAAGUUAACGAUAAAGUAUCAAAAUUCGAAUGCGGUAUUAUCAAAAAUAUAGAAAACCAACUUCGAUAUUGCCAUACCAUUUGUUUCUGCAUUGAAUGGGACGUUUGCUUUUUCAGACUUUGCGGAUUCUGAUUUGCGUAGGUUUCAAAAAUAUUUAUAGUUGAUUUUUAAAAGUGGUGCAGUAAUAAAAGCUCAUCCCUUACAGGAUGCUUCGUCCAAAUUCUCUUUAUUCCUUCACUUAUUUUCUACUGAGAAUGGGUAUUUUUGUCUCGUCACAUGUAGGUUAACCCUGU